Molecule: messenger RNA, 4294 nt
Organism: Amphibalanus amphitrite
Lineage: Eukaryota; Metazoa; Arthropoda; Thecostraca; Balanomorpha; Balanidae
Exons: 12
Coding region: 58-3105 (1015 amino acids)
Biological process (GO): spermatogenesis
Source: RefSeq, a predicted model, not a curated record
GCAAGCGCCUCGGACAUGUUGAUGCCCCUACAAUAACCCAAUAACCCGAUUGUAAGGAUGUCACUGGAUUCAAAGAGAAAGUCAAUUCAAAUACAGUGUUCUCUUAUACAGCAUGAGUGUACAAGACUCUCUGAAAACAUCUCAGAAUGUGUGAAGAAUGUUCUGUCAAUAUCAAAGACAGCUGGAAGAGCUGAGCUGCAGCAGCUGAGUCAGCUCAACACUGAGCUCUCCGGCCAUGUGGCAGGCGCCGCUGACCAGGUGGAUCUGCUGCAGCAGCGGCUGGAGCAGCUGAUGGAGCAGAUGUCGGAGGCGCUGCCGCAGCCAGCCGGCGACACGGGCUCAGUGGCCUCGGCGGCCGGCCGCCGCGAGUCCUCAGUCAGCACCUGCUCAUCUCCGCGCCCCUCGCUGUCCCAGGGACGCCGCGCCGACCGCAACGUGGCUCUCCGACACCUCCGGAGGGAACCGGAGCUGGAGACGCGCCCGGAUCCGGAGCUGAACCCAGAGCCGGACCCAGGGCCGGGCCCAGAGCCGGAACCACGGGCCGGCCCGGAGCCCUGCCUGGAGUCGGACCCAGAGACGGAUUCAGAGACGGACUCGGAGCCGGAGCCGGAGCCGGAGCGGAGGUCGGGACGGGAGCGGCUCGACUACAGCCGUGGCUCCAGUCCUCCGCCAGAGAGCAGCGCCAGCAGCCGGGCGCUGUCUAACGCCGACGUGUCGCACGGCCUGCCCAGUCGCGAGAUCAACCUGAAAGUCAUGCACGACGUCUCGCUGGCUCACCACGACCUGCUGGAGGACUGCGACCUGCUCUACCUGAACCUGCGCGAGGACCAGCCCAGUCUGGAGACGCUCUGCUCCGACCUGGAGGCGCUGUCGAGCGCGCCGCGCUGCAUCCUGGCGGCGCCGCCGCGCGCCGGCGACCUGGUGUUUGCGCGCUGGAACGGCGUCUGGUACCGGGGCCGGGUGUCGGCCGCGCCGGCCGCGGGCACCGUGCAGGUGCAGUUUGUCGACUACGGUAACUACGACACGGUGCCGCUCUCUGAGUGCCGCCGGCUGCCCGAGCGGCUGACGCGGAUGCCGGUGUGCGCGGUGGCCUGUGUGCCGGCGGGCGCGGCGGCGGCGCCGGACGGGCCGCGCCGCCAGCUGCAGGCGCUGCUGAUCGAGGCGCUGCUGGCGCCGGACGCGCCGGUGCGCGCGCUGUUCCAGCGGCCGGCCGGCGGCGGGCCGCUGCGCGCCCAGCUGGCCGUCACCGUCACCGUGGGUGCCGAGCCGCGGCUGGUCGACGUCGGACGCACGCUCAGCAAUGUGAUGACCGUCAGCCCCGAGGACGCCCAGCAGCAGGUGGAGACGAAGCACCUGGCUCUGGAGCGUCUGAUGGUACCGUUUGUCUCUCCGCGGGGCCGCUCCGGCGCCGGCGAGAGCCGCGUGCUCGACUGGCUGUCUACCGGGGACGGCAACGAGGCCGGCGCGCGGAACGGAACGGAAAGGGAGGCUGAGCCGCCCCCUCAGCGGACCACCAACGGCCGGGUGGCGGCCGACCGGCCGGCCGAUCAACUCACAGACGCGGGCGGCGGCGAGCCGACGGCGGCGGCGCGGCGCACACUGAGCCCGGUCAAAGCGUCCCCCCAGACGUUCGUCGACCCGCCCAAGUACCGCGGUCUGGGCGUGUCCUGGCACAGCCGACCCAUCUACCGGGCGCCGCGCGAGCUGUGCGCGCGCAACCCGCACCGGGACGUCAUCAUAGUGCGGGCGCAGAGCCCCGACAACUUCUAUAUAUCGUUCGAGAGCCAGGACAAAUUCGAUGAGUUCCAGCAGCAGAUGCAGACGGCCUACGCCCGGCUGCCGGUCCACCCGCGUCAGGGCCUCCACCCGGACCUGCUCUGCGCCGGCUCCUUCUGGGCGGCACGGUUCUCGGACGACGAGUGGUGCCGUGCCGUCAUCGUGGGCCAGCUACCGCCAGAGGGCGGUGACGGUCUGCCCCGGUACCGGGUGCACGCCGUCGACUUUGGCGACGAGGAUGAGGUGUCUCCCGACCAGCUGCGCCCGAUGCUCGAACAGUUUGCCUCGCAGCCCGUCUUCCUCGUCCGCGCCAAGUGUUCCGGGGUGGCUCCGCUGGCGGACGAGUCCGACUACUCGGCCGAGGCCCGGGAGCGGUUCGUGGACCUGGUGGACGUCAUCAACAUCAACGCUCAUACAGUCAGCUCCGAGACCACUGAGGAGUGUCUGGCCGUGGUGCUGUACAGGCUGGAGGACUGUGACGUGGUUCCCGUCACGCGGACUAUGGCAGAGGAGGGCCUCGUCGAGCACUGGGAGGUGCAGGAGGACGUCGGGGCCGCCGCCACCAGGCCGGCGCCGCUGGAGGUCCUCCCCUCUGCCGGUGACGCCGCCGCGGAGCCCUUCACCGUCCCGCCGCUGCCCCCGCUGGCCUCCUCUGAUGACGAGUGGCGUCCGCGCGCGCCCGGCGAGCCGCUGCGCCUGCCGCCGGCCGGCGCCGUGGUCUAUGUGAAGGUGACGGCCGUCAUCUCGCCGGAGCUGUUCUAUGUGGUGAUGCCGUUCGGAGUCCGCGCCGCCCAGCGCGUCAACGAGGAUUUUAUGGGCGAGGUGCGCCGCCUGGCCGAGGCAGAGAGCGUCGAGAUGCUGGCGGCGGCGAUGCGGCGCUUCUACGGCUCGCGGCCGGCCGAGGGGUCGCAGCCGACGCCGCCGGUGGGCGCGCCCGUGGCCGUCCGCUGGCAGGGCGGCUGGCACCGGGGCACCGUGCUGGUCGCCGACGAGGACCACGCCGAGGUGUUUCUGACCGACUGGGGCCACUCGGAGCCGGUGCCCCGCGAGGACCUGCGGGAGCUGGUGCGCCGGUUCCAGCAGCUGCCCGCCCAGGCGGUGGCCUGCUCGCUAGGAUCGGCCAGCACGCCGCCGCCGCGCCGCUGGCCGCCGGCCGCCGUCGAGCGGCUGGUGGCGCUGGCGCAGCACGGCCUGCUGCUGGCGCACGUGCUGGCUGCGCCGCUGGCCGGCGGCGCCUCCUCGGCUCAGUCGCGGCUGCUGGUCGACCUGUACCACGCCACCGGACUGGACGACGGCGUGUGGGCGAGUCGGUUCGUGUGCGGCCAGUGAGGGAGCGGCGCCCGGUCCGGUCAGUCGCCGCUCAGACGCACGGCUGUGUCCGCCCCGCCGGGCCGCUGUUUCUGCGUGCUGACGUUUGACUCAUGUGAUAGCGCCGAGGGGUGGAGGCGUGUUGUGAUACCGGCCCGUCCGAUGGGGCGGGAUGUCGGGGCGGGACGGCCGCUGUCUGUCCCACAAAGCUGUCUGUUUGCCACUACAUUUGUUCCCGGGGACUGCGUCCACAGAUAGGACGCUCCUCUCUUCAGCGGAGGUAAGGUGACGAGGCAGGGUAGUCUGGACAAAACCCGGCAGAUAUUGAACCUCGAGAGAUCGCGUUGGUAAGUUGUUGACAGGCGGACGGGGGCGCCGGGAGUAGACGUUCGGAUGUUUUGGUUGAUACGGAGAAGGUUGACUAAGCAGGCGAGGGCACUAGUUCGUACGUUGUGGCUUGCCAAUCAGUCAAAUUUAAUCAGGGAUUUCUCACGUUGAUUGGGGUGUGUGUAACUAGCCUAGCUGGUUGUGUCAAGUUCUGUAGUAAAUAAGUCACUGCAAUUUUCCUACCGCUAAAAGCUGUAUUCCCUUGCCACAUUUCUUCGAAAUUUCUAUCUGCUAUCCAAAAUAUUCAGUUUAUCACUUCUUAGUCGUCUCUGGCAGAAAGUUUGCUGUAAUUGUAUAAAUUUGCCAGUCACGAUAUUCUCGAAUCCGCGUUUACUUUCUGGGUCAUAUCAAACCACAAUAAGUACUCCUAAAACUUGCGAACACCGCCUUUUCCCUAGUCCAUUCACGCUCCGAAACCAAAACAUGGUUCAUCGUAAUGUGGUGACGCCAACUCGAAUUGGAGUAAUGCCCGGGCGUUUGACGUAGGACAGUCGCCAGUUCGGUGCUGUCACCUAGAGCUGCAGACCGGACCGAGUUUCCCCGGGUCUGGGCAGUGGUACCUCCAUUGUCCGCCCCGCAGUGACAUCAUUCAACCGUUCAUAGUGUGUGAUGUUUGUAUUGUUAUGCCUAUGUGCUAUGUUGUGUAGGACGGGGCAACAGUUACCAAGCAUGGACUUUGCUGUUCCUGCCAAAGCAAAGAACGUUAGAAAAUUGCCAAGCAAAACAGUCUGUUGUAGGUGUGAGAGGUAUUUUUCACCAGUGUUGUUCAAAGUGUAAAAUUUUUGUCAUUUUAUACAGAAAUACAACUUUAUUUUUCAUUUAA